AUGGCUGCUGAUAUGGACUCCUCAAGUGAUGCUGAACCGCAGCAGAGCCGCCCAAACGCCCGUCAGCGUGCCCAGCAGUGGAUGACCAAGGGCGGCUUGGUCCGAGAGGACUCGGACGACGAAUUGGGCGAUGAAGAUCACCCAUGGGAUUGGAUUUACGCUGAAAACGAAGGAGAAACCGAAAAGAAUAACGACAUUCCACAGAAAUCCAGCAAACGGCGAACCUCGCGCCCAGCCAAGAAGAAGGAAAGAAUCGUGGGAGCUCGGAUGGGGUCAUUUGAAUGCAGAAUUGGUCAAGUCGUGCUGUUGAAGUCGCCUGAAGCCGGUAAAGACUGGGUCGGCCUUAUUGUCGAUUUUGUGGAGGAAGAAGACGAAGAUGCAGAGAAUGAAAUUAUCAAGUCGGCCACGAUUAUGUGGCUCGCUUCUCCAGACGAGUUUUUGUCGACGAGAAACAAACGAAGAGAGGAUGCGCUACCAAAUGAACAAUAUUUGACUGCGGACUUCAAUACCAAUCCCCUAUAUUCAAUUAGCGGCAAAGCCACGAUCAUGUCGAAGGACGCCUUCUUUUCAAAAUACCCCAACGGCGCCCCUCCCAAAGACAAGGACCAGCUGGCUGAAUUCAAUAAAAGCAUUGUCUGCCGAAGAGGUGUCAAUCAACUCCAGGGACGAUACACAGAAGAGUUUGUGUGGGAAGAGGUCUACCGCCCAGAUAGCGUCUACGGGCUUAUUGACAUGGUUAAGGAGGGCUUGAAAGCAGCCCGAAAGCGCAAAGCGAUAGACUCCGAGUACGCUGAGCCCAAAGAAGAGAACGGAACUCCGACAACCCCGAGAAAAAGGCAACGAGUGACCGAUGCUACCCCGAAGUCCCAACGGAAAAAAGCACUGACGACACCAACACAUAAAAGGAUUGUCGUCAAGAAGCCUCUUGAAUUUACACCGCUGGGUACUCGUGUGCUCUCCCAAGAUCACUUUGCUUCCCCGUAUCGCCAGGCCCGUACACUGUUACAUGUCUCCACCGUUCCAGAAUCACUUCCAUGCCGGAAGAAUGAGUUCAACGAAGUCUAUAACCAUCUCAGCGCUGCGAUUAUGGAAGGCACUGGCGCCUGUAUUUAUAUUUCGGGUACCCCAGGAACCGGCAAAACAGCUACAGUGCGAGAAGUGGUUGCCCAACUCAAUGCAGCCGUUGAAACUGAAGAGAUGGACGAUUUCAUCUUCUGCGAGAUUAACGGCAUGAAGAUAACCGAUCCACACCAAGCCUACUCCAUGCUUUGGAAAGAAUUAAAGGGAGAUCGAGUCUCUCCAUCUCACGCAUUAGAUCUUCUCGAACAGGAGUUCUCACACCCCUCUCCUCGUCGGGUCUCUUGUGUCGUUCUAAUGGACGAAUUGGAUCAAAUGGUAACCAAAAACCAGUCUGUCAUGUAUAACUUCUUCAACUGGCCUGCGCUUCGCCAUUCACGACUUAUUGUACUGGCCGUGGCCAAUACCAUGGAUCUCCCUGAACGUACAUUGAGCAAUAAGAUUUCUAGUCGACUCGGCCUCACCCGUAUCACCUUCCCAGGAUACAAGCACACGGAUUUGAUGGAGAUUAUCGGCACGCGACUCGCAAACGUACCGGGAAAUAUUGUUGACCCAGAUGCCGUCCAAUUUGCCAGUCGAAAGGUCGCCGCCGUCAGUGGUGAUGCUCGCCGUGCGUUAGAUAUUUGCCGUCGUGCUGUUGAAAUUGCCGAACAAGAAGCGAAUGAAGCAGCAGCCGCAGACUCCAUAAUUCCAGAAGAAGAGGAAGAAGCCCCUCCAACACCCAGCAAGACUCCUGCUCGCCAGAAAAAUGCACUUGCUGCUGGGUCAGCUAAUCACGCCCCUUCCAUCAAACCUAAACCAGGCAAGGGCAAGCCUGGUCGCGUCACAAUCGCAACUAUUAAACAAGCUAUUCAAGAAGCCACCUCCACGCCACUCCAACAAUCGUUGCGCUGUCUCCCUCUAUCAGGUAAACUGUUCCUAGCAGCCCUUCUAGCUCGCAUCCACCGUACGGGUAUCACAGAAUCCACCUUCGGCGAUGUUCUAGAUGAAGCACGUCGAAUUGCCGAUGCGGCUGUUGCGGUUGCCGGUGCUGCGGGUACUGGUGUGAAAGAAUUCUUGCUCGGUGGUGGUAGUACCGCACGGGUCCGAGCUUUAGGAUUUGCAUCGAUGGAGCUUAUGAAUUCCGGAAUUCUGGCUUUAGAACAGGGUACCGGUUCCAAGAACUUACUGGGCGGCUCUACAAUCCCUGUCCGUGGUGACCGAAGCAGUAAGAUUCGGCUUAGAGUUGCAGCUGAAGAUGUGAGGUCUGCCUUCAGAGAAGACGCCGAGGCCAAGGGCUUUGGUCUUGGGAUUGAUCAGUAA
Penicillium angulare is the source of this 2379-nucleotide messenger RNA. RefSeq names its product origin recognition complex subunit 1. Bases 1 to 2379 code for a protein of 792 amino acids. Gene Ontology annotation, biological process: DNA replication initiation; mitotic DNA replication checkpoint signaling. The record is from RefSeq and is a predicted model, not a curated record. The transcript is spliced from 3 exons. Gene Ontology annotation, cellular component: nuclear origin of replication recognition complex. Gene Ontology annotation, molecular function: chromatin binding; ATP hydrolysis activity; DNA replication origin binding. Lineage: Eukaryota; Fungi; Ascomycota; Eurotiomycetes; Eurotiales; Aspergillaceae.